GAGGCGCGGGGCGCAGGGCCGGCGGCCGGAGCGGGGUCCCCCGGAAGCGCCAGCUGGGCCGGCACGGCGGGGGCGCCGGCACCGAGGGCUGCGAAGGAGCGGUUGCUGGACCCCGCCCGGCCGAGGCGCGGGGGCCGCACGGGGUGCGGAGGGGCCCACGUCUCCGUGGAGAUGGCGCGGCACGUGCCGUGACGGUGCCCGCGCCCCGAGGGUCCCGGCCUUGCGCCCCGCGUCCCCGGGCGAGCAUGGAGCGCCCCGAGCCCGAGCUGAUCCGGCAGAGCUGGCGGGUGGUGAGCCGCAGCCCGCUGGAGCACGGCACCGUCCUGUUCGCCAGGCUGUUUGACCUGGAGCCCGACCUGCUGCCCCUCUUCCAGUACAACUGCCGCCAGUUCUCCAGCCCAGAGGACUGCCUCUCCUCCCCCGAGUUCCUGGACCACAUCAGGAAGGUGAUGCUUGUGAUUGACGCUGCCGUGACCAACGUGGAGGACCUGUCCUCGCUGGAGGAGUACCUUGCUGGCCUGGGCAGGAAGCACCGUGCGGUGGGCGUGAAGCUCAGCUCCUUCUCGACGGUGGGUGAGUCCCUGCUCUACAUGCUGGAGAAGUGCCUGGGCUCCGCCUUCACACCAGCCGUGCGGGCCGCCUGGAGCCGGCUCUAUGGGGCCGUGGUACAGGCCAUGAGUCGAGGCUGGGAUGGCGAGUAAGAGGCGGCCCCUGCCCAGCGGCCUCCACCCGGCGGCCCCCGUCUGACCGUCUGCCUGUUUAUCCAUGUCUGCAGUAGCCCAGGCUCCCCUAGGCCUCCCUGCCUCUUGGUCCUUGUCCCCUUGGCCAUCCUGGAGGGGUGAUGGAGCAGGGCUGGAUCUCAGUUUCCCAGACCCCAGCUGCGGACAGGAGUGGAUUUCCCUUCAGGAAGGGGCUUCCGGAGUUCCCCACACCCCCAAUAAGCUUCUUCCCUCUGGCAUCCCCUCCUCCGCCGAGGGGAGGAGCAGCGUUCUGGUGCAGAGGUGGCUGGGGCCAGGAAGGGGUGGGGCUUUGAGGGAAUGGCCUCUUCUGUCGGCCGCCCUUCUCAGGUGAGCCUGGGCCAGGGGACAGUGGCUCAGCUGAGGCUGAGCUUCCGGCGUGCCCAUCUGGCCUGCCUUCAAUGCCUUUCUCUCCCAGGGGCAUUUGCUUCUCACAAGGAAAGAGGGGGGACAGCUGUAGCCUUCCUGGUGGAAUUAGAGGCUCAGGUAACUGCUGAGGAAGGAGAGGUGGCCUGAUGGGGCUCAUGUCGGUCUCAGGGGCCUACUCGGAGGCCACCUGACAGAAUAGUUUUUCUUUGCAGUGUCUCCCUUCCCUCUGGCACUUCUGGUGGGAGCUCCCUUAUUAUUGCUCACAGGAACCAGCCAGGGUGGGUGGCGCUGGGGAAGGGUAAGGAAGGAGGUGGCUUCAUUACAGAGAGACCUGAGUUUGGUGGCUCUUGCUCACCACCCCGCUCCAGCAGGGCCUGGGUCUUCUCUCCCCUGACCCUCCUUUCUGCCUCUGCCUACACCAAGUGCUGGUCCAUAGCUCCUCAUAUACAUCUUGCUGAAUGAUGGGGAUACAUUGUGAGAGAUGCGUCAUUAGGUGAUUUCGUCCUUGUGCGAACAUCAUAGAUUGUAUUUCACAAACCUACAUGGUAUAGCCUACUAGAUCCCUAGCUAUAUGGGACUAAUCUUAUGGGACCAUCAUAGAUGCAGUCUGUCGGCCGAAAUGUCGUCACGUGGUGCAUGACUGUAUAACAUCCGAUGUGUGCCUAUACUUAGGCUGCUGGAUAGAAGAGAAAGCAGCAGUGGAAGCUCUCUGCCCUCACCCUGAGCCGUCUGCAGUUUUUUGUUUUGCUCUGUGCUGUGGUUGUAUAAACUCGUGACGAAUAAACCUGUUCUGUGUGCC
Equus caballus (horse) is the source of this 1905-nucleotide messenger RNA. It is a transcript of the gene NGB, whose product is annotated as neuroglobin. Gene Ontology annotation, molecular function: oxygen binding; heme binding; oxygen carrier activity. Gene Ontology annotation, biological process: response to hypoxia; oxygen transport. NCBI's taxonomy places the organism in Eukaryota, Metazoa, Chordata, Mammalia, Perissodactyla, Equidae. The record is from RefSeq and is a predicted model, not a curated record.